AUGGUUUGGUACGAUGCCAACGGUACAUAUCACAAACUGGGAAAUCGCACAGGAUGCUAUGAUCAAGCAUGGAGCAGAGACAGAUGGGUUCCUAUGCUUUUGGAUUAUCUGAGAAAUGGCAUGGGAGUUAUUAUGUCUAACGGCAAAGUUUGGAUGGACCACAGACGCUUCACCUUGCAAACACUACGAGAUUUUGGUUUCGGGAAAAAUAUUAUGGAAGAGAAGAUAAUGGAAGAGUUCAACCUCAAGUUUGAGGAAGUGGAUGCCGAAAUUCAGCGAAGCGGAAGCAGUAUUGUUGAUCCAUUCCAGGUUAUAGAUGUUCUCAUCGGCAGCAUUAUCAGCAGGAUUUUGUAUUCAGAACGUCUCGACAGUGUUUACCUCACCGAUUACUCUAGACCCAUGGGUGUUUCAUAA
This is a messenger RNA of Strongylus vulgaris, 414 nucleotides long. The record is from the annotation of a GenBank genome assembly. Lineage: Eukaryota; Metazoa; Nematoda; Chromadorea; Rhabditida; Strongylidae.